GUUUGAGGGUUUAGGGGUUAAGGGAUUGAGGCUUUGGGAGAAGACCCAGAAUCUUAACCACCCUAAAGCUCAAAGCAAGAUUUCAACUUCUUCCAAGACUCCUCAUUAGCUGAAGAAACCAAGCAGUAGUUUUUACUAGCAUACAGUUGAAAUUCUGUUUGAUCCUGGUUCCACCACUGCUCAGGUGUCUGGUAACUGGUAAACAAUUAGGUCCUGAGAAAUCAAUGUCAACUAUUUAUGGUAUGAAGAUGCCUCGUUAGUGAAUAGGAGAUUUGGAUUUAGAGAGAAUGUUUAGUAGUCUCAGUACGCAUCAAGCUUCCAAAGGUUUGCAUCCCGAGAUCUCAAGAACUUGCUAGGCUAUAUGAGAAUCACUCAAAGAGCUGAAGAAAGCCCAGAUAAUAGAGAAACAUGCCGCAUAGAACUCGUCCUAUGACUGCACUUUUGUUGUUCACUGGACUGAAUGCUAUCUUGGUUUCAACUAUUUCUCCUGUCUAUGAUUUCGUCUGCUUUCUUCCUUUUUGGGAAAGAUGGAGGGAAAGAAUUUGCCAGGAACGGGAAGCUACAUCGUUAAAGAGUUCGGAAGCAAGAUAGAAGUAUCGGUUAGACUGUUUUCUAGUCUGUUAAACUUGGUGCAGUUAGAGGUUUUUGAUGUAUUCUAACAGUUGAGUAGAGAAAGAUACAAUGAGUAGUGAAAUCUUUUGCUUUUGCCAAUUGGACAUGAGAUAUUCGCCUGUUUACAAUGUUUCUUUUCAUCAACAAUAUGCUAAUA
Molecule: messenger RNA, 769 nt
Organism: Argentina anserina (silverweed cinquefoil)
Lineage: Eukaryota; Viridiplantae; Streptophyta; Magnoliopsida; Rosales; Rosaceae
Exons: 5
Coding region: 409-591 (60 amino acids)
Source: RefSeq, a predicted model, not a curated record